Messenger RNA from Rhodofomes roseus, 1194 nucleotides. RefSeq lists its product as uncharacterized. The record is from RefSeq and is a predicted model, not a curated record. Bases 241 to 1008 code for a protein of 255 amino acids. NCBI's taxonomy places the organism in Eukaryota, Fungi, Basidiomycota, Agaricomycetes, Polyporales, Fomitopsidaceae. The transcript is spliced from 4 exons.
GUUGACAGAUAUCGACCGCGUUCUCGACGUCCCGAUCUUCGAACCGCCUGACAUCAUCGCGUCCGCCAACCCGCGCGCAUUCUCUGCAUUCAGGAUCAAUUGUGGCGCCCCCUCAGCAUCGACAUCCAAUGUUCCUCGAUUCCCCUGGAUGCUAGUCGCACGUCCUGCUGCUUUCGUGGACGAUGAUUCGCCGUCUCAUCCUCGCGGGACCUUCUGUUUCGUGCGCUUGCGGAUGUAUACAUGUCUACGCUGGAUGAACGUACCGCGGGUUUAUUCCCAGGGCAGCACGCCCAGCGAUCCGAGGAAUCUCUGGACGGACUGGAUGUCCGCCAUCAUCGAGGAAGAGUCGGGCUCCCUUACAGUCUGCGGCACUAUUAUCAAGUCAUAUAUUGUACGCGCAGAACGUAUGCACGACCGACGGCUGAUCCGACUCCGGGUGAUCCCGUACUUUGGGGAGAUGUACGUCCCCGACCUUUCUAUGGCGCGAGGAGCGAUACUGCCGCGGGUGCCGCUUGCCUCGGUCGAAUACUACCGGCGCUGUUUGGACGCAACCACCGUCUGGGCCGGGAUCCUCACCGACGUCGUGUCCAAGCAGACCGGCACACACACGUUGUCACACAUCUGGUACAGAGUCGCGCUGGAGGUCUGUACUCUGCCUCUCCCCGCCCUUCCCUUCAUACUCGUACUCACCGCAUAACUCAGCUGAACGACCGAGCUAUGGAGAAACGGUACCUGGCGACGGUCCACGGCGGUCCGUACGACAUCCCCAGCCGACGCUGCUACCUGCGCAUCAGCCUCGGCGAGAGCGUCCUCUUGCUCCCGGGGGACCUCAGCAAAGCCGUCUUGCGUGCGAUGGGGGCGACGGUCUGGGACGAGGCGGAGGCAGUGCUCGGAAUGGCCCAUACGGAGUAUGCACCGGCGCGGGUUCUACCUACCGUUUGCUGCGAUCCUGGGCGGGGCGUGCUGCGGACCACACCAGCGACGGUUGAAUGGGUGCGUUAUACCUAAUCACAAACGUCUUCUCGUGAACUCGAGUCGUGAAGCAUUGACUCGGAAUACACGGCGAGCGACGGCGGCGCGAAUCGAUGUGCAAGCAUCUGAAUCAGAAUUCAACCCCUCCUUUCCGGACAUCCCAGACAGCCCACGCGCGACAUGAAACGGGGAUUGACAAAUCCAGAAUUGACUAAGUGUACA